GUCUGCCCCCGCCCGGGUCCUGCUGUGCCCUGUGGGGAACCGGGAACCGGGAGGGGGGCGUCCUUAGGACCUCCGGGAGGACGCGAUGGACUCAGUGACCUUUGAAGAUAUGACUGUGGACUUCACCCAGGAGGAGUGGGCUCUGCUGGACUCGUCCCAGAGGAACCUUUACAGAGAAGUUGUCGGGGAGAUCUUUAUGAACUUGGCCUCUGUGGGGGAGAGAUGGGACCAGAAUAUUGAAGACUGGUACAGAAACCAGGGCAGGAUCCUAAGCAGCCAUAUCGUGGAGAGACUUAGUGACAGCAAACAAGGUAGCCAUUGUUGGGAAACCAUCAGCCAAAUUCUUGACCAUGAUCUGAAAAAGAAAAGCUCUCCUGGAGUAAAACUCUGUGAGGGCAGUGUGUGUGGACCAGCCUUCGUGCCUUGUUCAUCCGGGAAGCCCAGCAGUGCGCAGGCGCACGCUGGACAGGAUGUACGUGACUGCAAAUGCAAGCGAUGUCAGACAGCCUUCUGUAAUUAUUCCUUCCAAGCCAAUGGCAGGUCUCACUGUGAAGACAAGCCCAACGGGUGUCGGGAACGCGAGGAAGACUUCCUGUCUUUCCCCAGCCUUGGUGACUUCGUUAUAACUCGUACUGAAGUUGGGCCCCAUAAAUGUAACGUGUGUGGAAAAGGUUUGCACUAUCCCAGCUCUCUUAGAAUCCAUGAAAGAAUCCACACAGGAGAGAAGCCCUAUCAGUGUGAACAGUGUGGGAAAGCCUUCAGUUGCUGGGGAUCAGUUCGGAGACAUCAAAGGACUCACACUGGUGAGAAACCCUACAACUGUAAGGAGUGUGGGAAGGCCUUCAGCUCUCUCUCAGGCCUUAAAGGACACAUGAUAAGACACACCGGUGGUGGACCUUAUAAGUGUAAGGAGUGUGGAAAAGUCUUUAACUCACCCAGCGCACUUAGUAAACACGAGCGAACUCACACGGGGGAGAGGCCUUUUCUGUGUAAGUACUGUGGGAAAGCGUUCAUUUGUUCCACCUCAGUCCGCAAACAUGAGAGGACUCACACUGGAGAAAAACCCUACCAAUGUAAGCGCUGUGGGAAGGCCUUCAUUUCUAAUUCAGGCCUCCAAGGACACAUGAUCAGGCACACUGGUGUUGGGCCUUACAAAUGUAAGGACUGUGGGGAAGCAUUCAGCUUUCAAAGUUCAUUUAGAAUACAUGAGAGGACCCACACUGGAGAGAAGCCCUACACGUGUAAGGAAUGCGGCAAAGCCUUCAUUUAUCACACCACUUAUCAAGGACACAUGAGGAUGCACACAGGAGAGAAACCCUAUAAAUGUAAGGAGUGUGGGAAGGCUAUCAGCCACCCCAGCUCGUUUCGAAACCAUGAACGAGCUCACUCUGGAGAGAAACCCUAUGAGUGUAAACAGUGUGGGAAAGCUCUCAGUUGCUCCAUGUCUCCAAGUCACGAGAGGAUUCACACGGGAGAAAAACCAUAUAAAUGUAGAAAAUGUGGCAAAGCCUUUAGAUUCCCCAGUUCCUUUUGCAAACAUGAAAGAAUUCACCCUGGAGAGAAGCCUUAUGAUUGUAAGGAGUGUGGGAAAGCCUUCAUUUCUCUCCCAAGCUUUCGAAGGCAUGUGAUAUUGCACACUGGAAACGGGCCUUACAAAUGUAUAGAGUGUGGGAAAGCCUUCGAUUGUCCCAGCUCAUUUCACAUUCAUGAGCGAACACACACUGGAGAGAAGCCCCAUGAGUGUCAGCAGUGCGGGAAGGCCUUCAGCUGCGCCAGUUCUGUUCGAUUUCAUGAGAGGACUCACACGGGAGAGAAGUCCUAUGAGUGUCAGCAGUGUGGGAAGGCCUUUGGUUCCUCUAGCUCCUUUCGCACACAUGAACAAAUUCACACUGGAAAGAAACCCUAUGAAUGUAAGCAGUGUGGAAAGGCCUUUAGCUUCUCUAGUUCCUUUCACAUGCAUGAGAGGACUCACACAGGAGAGAAGCCUUAUGAAUGUCAGCAGUGUGGGAAGGCCUUUAGCUGCUCCAGUUCCAUUCAGAUACAUGAAAGGACACAUACUAGAGGGAAACCGUAUGAAUGUAAGCAGUGUGGUAAGGCCUUCAGCUGCUCCAGUUCUGUCCGAAUACAUGAGAGGACUCACUUGGGAGAGAAACCCUAUGAGUGUCAACAGUGCCACAAGGCCUUCAGUUGCUCUUAUUCUUUUCGGAUCCAUGAAAGGACUCAUACUGGAGAGAAGCCCUAUGAAUGUCAGCAGUGUGGGAAGGCCUUCAGAUGUUCUCACUCCUUCAGAAUACAUGGAAGAACUCAUAAUGGGCAAUGAUCCUUUAAAUGUAAGUCAUGUGGUAAAACCUUCCAUGGUCCCACUGCCCUUUGAAGAUACUCUCUUGCUUAGAGAAAUACUGCGAACAAAAUAGAACUGGAAAAACCUCUCAUUUCUCUAGUUGUGAAUCCCAGAAAAAAAACCCGUAUGUGUCUCUGUGAUGGGAAAACCUUCAGUGGAUCUGCAACUUCAGAAGGCCACAUAGAUACACAGGGGAAAAUAAACCCCGUACAUUAAGUAGUGUGUAAAAGUCCUCAGUUGCUCAGUUAUCUGGAAACCACAAACUUGUAUUACAGAAUAGUUUGAUGAAUGCAAGCAUUGUG
Mus caroli (Ryukyu mouse) is the source of this 2643-nucleotide messenger RNA. RefSeq names its product zinc finger protein 441-like. Gene Ontology annotation, cellular component: nucleus. Gene Ontology annotation, biological process: regulation of DNA-templated transcription. Lineage: Eukaryota; Metazoa; Chordata; Mammalia; Rodentia; Muridae. The record is from RefSeq and is a predicted model, not a curated record.